UGAAACCAUUUCUUUAAUUAACAAUUUGCGUGAUUAAUAAGGAACACAAUUAACUAUUGGUAAACAAUGAUUUGCAUCAUUGAUUGUCUCUGAUUCAAGAAAUUGAGAGACGACAAUUAACAAACGAAAGGAGAGAGAAAAAGUGAGAGUGAGAUAGAAAUGAAAAAUUAAACAAUUGAAUCAAAUUUAAUUGUGAUGUUAGUUGGAGACAAUCGAAGUGAAUUUUAUCGUGUUGACCAUUUUUCUAUCUGAUUAAAUCAAAGAUCAAAUAGUAAAAGAUGAGCUUAAUUGUUACAUCGUUUGUUUUAAUCUUGAUUAUCGCUCAGUGUUGGAUUAUUAAGGUGGCAGAAUCAGUUAAUUGUGAUGCUAUUGCCGAGGAAUCAGAUCGAUGUGGCCUUAAAUUAGCAUUCAUCGGUGAUCGAGAUGUUCUGAUUCCAGGAAAUAAUACACAAAUGGAAAUCCAUUGCAGAACAAUGUACGACAAUUAUCAUUGUUUACGAAAUUACGUGAGAAAUUGUAUGAAAACUGUGGCCAAAAGUUUGUUCGUUUCGUUUCUUUACGACGUUAAACGCGAUUUGAAGCAACGAUGUUCAAAAACCGGAAGAGAAGCCUUCGUCAAUCAUAUAGCUUGUCUUAGGAAUGCAUCAGCUGAUGAUCUUGAGUCAAUCCAUCAAUGUAAAGAUAAUUAUGUUAUACAAUUAGAGUGGAUUAUGGAUAAUGUUAGAUCGGAGGAUCAGAUAAUCGCAGGUUGUUGUGCUUACGCCCAAACUCAGGAUUGUCUUAAUCAGAAAACGGCGACAAUUUGUUCACCAUCGGAAGAUACUAUGGAUUAUCUCAACAAAAUGGUCCAUUCAACUACAACACAAGCAAUUAAUUAUGCUUGCACUAGAUUCAGAAAUGUAUCACAAUGUAGACAAGAUUUAGAUGAAGUCACAUGGAGAAAAUUAUAUGAAACCGGAAUCGGAAAUGAUAAACCAGAUCACCAUUACAAGAGCUCAGUUAUGGUCACGAUGGCUCUUCUAUCAUCUAAACAAUCACCAAAACAAUCAGCAUAACAAUUAGAAAACUGAUUCUGUAACAAUUAAACUAAAUAAAUAAAAUUGAUUUUGAUAAAAUAAUGAAAAAAUGGUAAUGAAGAUCAAUUGAUUAUCUUAAUUUAGAUCUCAAGAAUGAUGAAUUAAUUGGAUCAAUUUGAAAACUUGUAAUACCUUUGUAAAUAUUAUAUCCAGACAAUCAAUUGAUUGUUUGAGUGUGUCUAUUAAUAAAUUAGUUUCCAUUGUAAUAAUAUAAUCAUCAAUACA
Molecule: messenger RNA, 1301 nt
Organism: Panonychus citri (citrus red mite)
Lineage: Eukaryota; Metazoa; Arthropoda; Arachnida; Trombidiformes; Tetranychidae
Exons: 5
Coding region: 279-1055 (258 amino acids)
Source: RefSeq, a predicted model, not a curated record